Podarcis lilfordi (Lilford's wall lizard) is the source of this 4815-nucleotide messenger RNA. NCBI's taxonomy places the organism in Eukaryota, Metazoa, Chordata, Lepidosauria, Squamata, Lacertidae. The record is from the annotation of a GenBank genome assembly.
AUGCAAGAAUUGCAGGUAAUAAUUGAAUCUUCUCCAUUCACUGCUGCACAAGAACCGCAACAUAGGAUGUCAGUUCUAAGGUGUAGUUCUAAGGUGUAGUGACAAUAAAGGUUUAUUAUUAUUAUUAUUAUUAUGGCUAUUAUUUAAUUUCAUUCACCUCAAGUUUGGUCUCAGUCCAUUGCCUGCUCCAAACAAUCUUCAAACCCAGAGGUCUGGACAUGCCUGUGUAAAUGAUAAUUCUCCUUCCACACUAGGUCUUCACAGAGCAUGUGAGUGAAUGCAUAUUGGUCCAGACAGUGAUUUUUAAUUUAUUUUUUAGAACACAUCUGUGCUUAACAACUUUGCCUGAUCAUUCAUGAUACAACGGCAUUGGUAGAAACAGCUACAUAGAACAAGGAUGGGGAAGUGUAGCCCUCCAUAUGUUGUUGGACUCCAACUCCCAUCAGCCCCAGCCAGUUUAGCCAGUGUUUUGAAAUAAUGGGAGGUGGGGGUCAUAAACAGCUGGAGGGCACCAGGUUCCUUUCAAACCUGACAUAGGAUAUUUUAUCAGAAUCCAUAGUGUUGUUUAGUGGUCAAGGUUGAGAUAUUUAGUUGCAACAUUUGUUAUUGUGUUUUUUAUGGAUUAUUUGCUCCUAUGUUGCUUUUGAAGCAAAGACAUCAUUUAAGUAAGGUUGGACUGUAUUUUUAGGGCUGUACACCCCCCCCCCCCCGUCGUGUUCAUCUCCCAUGUGAUUUUUUUCACUCAGAAUCGCCUAUAUAUCUGGCCUGGUCAUUGCUUCUGCACAUUGAGUGACUGUUGUUGUAAACAACGGUCCACCUCUGUGCGUGCUUAUUCAAAAGUAAGGCCUAUAGUGUUCACUAGGCCUUACCACUAGGAAUAUUGGUUUAGGAUUGCUGCUUAAGGGAGCCUCCUAUAUCAGAUACACAUUUCAAAGGCACAGAACCCUUUGCUUUUUUAAAAAAAGUGUUUAUGUGUGUCACUGACCUGUGUUAACAUCAUGAGGUAUGAGCAGCAACUACAAUGCAUUUUCCAAAAAUAUGCUGCUUUUCUGCAGUUUAUGGUUGGAUACACCAAGAGUCUUUAAGUUUUCCUGAAAAUUUUGCACCCACAUCUCUUCCUGUCCCACAGACCCCUGGUCACUGAGCUCUGAAGCAGUGUCCCUGACUGAGGGGAAAGCAGACUCAACCAUGCCAAGAAAAAUGCCUCCGUCACCUUUCAUGACUUGCUCAAUAAUCUCUUGAUAAAAUAAUUCACAUCCCUCAGCAGGGCCUAUGCAAGUAGCCAUUAUUGCAUCUAACCACAUAGCAGGUUUCUUGUACUGCAGUGGAAUCUAGUCCAGUGAAGGAGGUGGUUGAGAGUGCAAUCCUAGGGACACAUCUAUGAACUAAGGACAGUAUUCAGCUAAGUGGGUGUAAUAGGGCAAGGAUUAGCACUAGUGCAAUGGGAUCCCCCCCAUCCAGCCCUGUUCAUGCCCCACAAUAUCCCCAGAUCUGCUCUGGAGGGUUAGGGGAACUCACAGAACAGAUUUAAGGGGCAUUUGGGGCAGACAGAGAGGGGGUGAGUAUUCCAUCAUGCAAUGACAAAUUUUGUGCUCAUGGAAUGUUCUCCUUAGCUCUGCUUUGACAACAAACCCAAGUCCCACAGAAGUAAGUAAAGAAAAAGAAUUAAGCUGUAAAUUACAUCAGGUGUGAAUCAGGAUUCCUUGGUAUGAAGGACACACUUUAAUGCAAAACUAGCAAUUUAGUAACAAACACACACACACACACACACACACACACACACACACACACACCAUCCUAAAGAAAGCAUGAAGUGGCAUAAGAAAAUCCCAUUUAUUAAUAUAUGUCUAUUAUGCAGUCCUAUGCAUACAUUUCCCAGGGAAGUAGGUAAAGGACACCUGGAUGGGUAAGUCCCGCUGAAUUCAUUGAGACUUACGUACUUCUGAGCAGACAGGCACAGGAUUGGAUUGUGAAAAUGCUCUCCACUUGAUUUAGGUUCUCAGAUUUUCAAAAAAAGCAGCUGGACUGAAGAACUCACUAUGAACACUUCUGAAACUGUGUAGCCAGACCUCUGUACUGAAGACACAUAAAAUAUAGAUUUUCCCACAAAAAGACUGGGGAGGAAAUGCCAUAUGGGGUUCAGCAACCGUCUUUAAUAAUCUCUCCUUGUUUCUCAACAGGAAUUUUGCAAAAAGCUUCAUGCUAAGAUAGAGGAGGUUGAUGAGGAAAGAUACGACACAGAGGUUAAGUUACAGAAAACUACUAAGGAGGUAAUCCAGCUCUGUGCUGUGUUGAGUGUGUGUUUCAGUUUCUGGGUUUCAUUGUCCUACUUUUGUUUCCAAAGAGUGGGUUGGGUCCAGAAGGAUACAAUAACUUCUUGUAUAUAGCUCUUGAACAAAGGCAAAAUUCCACAAAUGGAUUCAAAGUUACAUUUCUAGACUGUCGGAGGUCUCACUUUCUAUGUUAAGGGUGUGCAUAAAGGGUAUACCUGAAAUAUAUGAUGUGUGUUCAGUAGGAUAAGAAACCACCAAGAAAAUAUGGAAGGCUGGCAUCUGCCACCUAGAAGAAAGUGUUUACUUGUUACUAGGGGUAGUUGCAUUGGUACAUUGACACCAAUUUUCUAAAAAGUGUAAAAAGGAGGAAGAAGUCAUGGAACAAAUUACAUUUUGUAAUGUUCAAAUUAGCUGUGGGAGGUUAGUUCCUCUUUUGUGAGAACAGAAGCAGAGCGAUAGGAGACAACUAUUGGGAUUAAAUGCAGUCUUUGCCAUAUAUUUGUAGUACAUCUUUGUAGUAUAUUUGUGGGCUAUCACACAGAAAAGAGUAGGUACAGACAUACCUUCAGUGUAACUCCUUGAACUACUUUCCCUUUGUAUCUUUCCCUCAAGUGCCUGCUUCUGUCCUGUAAUUUCUGUAUACUUUACUUUGUCAGGCUGUGUCCUAUAAUUGAGUAGUGCUUUGUGCUGUAUCCCCCUAAUCUAAUAUCAGUCACCUUUCCCACCCUUGCACCUUUUUCUUUCUCUGCCUCUCCCUCUAGCUUGAAGAUUUGAGCCAGAAACUGUUUGACCUGAGGGGCAAGUUCAAGAGGCCACCUCUGAAGAGAGUCCGCAUGUCUGCAGACGCUAUGCUACGUGCCCUUCUGGGCUCCAAACACAAGGUCUGCAUGGAUCUUAGAGCUAACCUGAAGCAAGUCAAGAAGGAAGACACUGAAAAGGUAUCUAAAGGGGUUAAAAGAAGCAUCCGCUAUGACUUUGCUGUGUAAUUUAGCAAAGCUGUCUACUCAAAUCCUGAUUUGUAAUGAAACUACAUGUCAAAGACAUGGACACAUUGUGUUCAGGUCUGGUAUCUACUGCACUACAAGUUUUUCUCCCCUUAGUGCCCAGUUACUCAGUUUAGCAUUUAACAAUGUUCCCUUACUUCCUUGUUGCAUUCAUUUCCUUGUCACUAGCAACUAGCCUCAGGUUCUUUCUUUUGUUUCACCUGGUAAUUGUCUAAAGUAGCUCAGUUGGGCAAAAGCCUGGGAUGCUGUUUAUUCCCCCCUCCCCCUUUUUGGUACUACAUUCAAUGUCAAUCAUAUUUGGUUGUACUUAAGAAAAUUACGUCAGGUUUUUUUCAUUUUACCUCUUGGAGUUAUGUAGCUACUAGUACUGUAAUUGCAGAUGCACAAAUGCAGGCAAUGAUCUUUCAGUCCAAUCUAGACUGCAGUCCUGUACAAACAUAUUUGGGAAUAAGUCUGAUUGAACAUAACGGGGCUUGCUUCUGAGCAGAUGUGCAUAGGGUUGUGCAUUAAUUUAAAGUCACAGAUCACAAGUAAAAUAACAUAAAUUCAUUCUUCUGUUUUACCUUCCCCCCCUCCAAACAGAGUCUCAAGGCAACUUACAGCAUUGAUGUAACCCAACCCAUUAAAGCCAGAAUAAAAUACGAAGCUUUAAGACAAGCAGUGCACAGUAAAAGGAAAAACUGUCAACUAUUCAUAGCUCUGCAAUUUUUUUCUGUGUCCCUCACCACUCCCACCGAAACCUGUCAGAGUGAAAACCUACCAGUUUGCUUCCUAUGAAUCAGCAAGAAACAUGCUGUGUGGGUUUCUUAAAGGAGAACAUCUCCAAGAAGCGCACUGAUAACAAUGGUAAUAAAGAACCAUUACUGAGAUAAUGGUGAAUUUAAAAAGGCCACAAUUAGACAACAGUGAGUUUUUAAAAAUUGCAUUUUAAGUGAGCUGGAAGAUGACAGGAACCAGGAAGGGCAUCCAGCUUAACCAAGCAGUAGGUGACUGCAAAAGCAGUACAGUUAGUUGACUUCCAGGGUUUUCUGAUUAUGAGGUUGUAGCCAACUCUGUUUUACUUAGAGCAGACACAUAAAAAUUAAUGGACUCAAGUUAGUCAUGUCUAUUAAUUUUGGUGGGUCUGCUCACAGUAAGACCAACAUUGGGUGCGACCCAUAGUGUCCAAGACUCUGAACUGUGUCUGGAAGAAUAAUCAUUUUCACUUCUUGCUGUGUUUUGUGUUGAGUUUUAUGCUGUUUUGGGAUUCAUAGAUACCAACGCCCACCUUUCUGGCUGGGAGCUUGUGAACCAGCCCUAUAUAACUGACACUCUUUGUUCAUACACAAGUGCUUGUAGCGUUCUCUCUGUCAAGCAAGGCUGUGUAAGGAAAAGCAAAUGGAUGUGGCCCUUCAUUCAAGGACAUUGACCAAGCUUGAAUGUUUCUCCCCUUCCUCCCAUAGGAGAAGGAUCUUCGUGACGUGGGUGACUGGAGGAAGAACAUUGAGGAGAAGUCUGGCAUGGAAGGCAGGAAGAAGAUGUUUGAAGGCGGCGAGUAA